Messenger RNA from Ogataea polymorpha, 4751 nucleotides. RefSeq lists its product as uncharacterized. The transcript has a single exon. Gene Ontology annotation, cellular component: nuclear envelope; membrane; intracellular membrane-bounded organelle. The record is from RefSeq and is a predicted model, not a curated record. Gene Ontology annotation, biological process: endocytosis; maintenance of cell polarity; piecemeal microautophagy of the nucleus. Lineage: Eukaryota; Fungi; Ascomycota; Pichiomycetes; Pichiales; Pichiaceae. The coding region runs from base 36 to 3500 and encodes 1154 amino acids. Gene Ontology annotation, molecular function: protein binding; sterol binding.
CUAUCGACGCCAGGUACAUUUCCAGUUUACCCGAGAUGAACAUCGCAUCCAAUGCUAGUUUGCUCAAGCUCAAGCUGCUGGAUUGUCUGAGGAGUUCAGACAAGGAUAAGCUGCAAGAGCUUUUUAACGAGUGCCGGGCAAUCAACCCGCCGGAUCCGCAAGUAACGCUUUUAUUGCACCAGAUCCUUAUAUUUGCGGUGCAGGUGGCUCCGUUGUCCGUAAUAGAAUAUAUUGUCCAACACAAACUGGUUGACGAUAUCAAUGCUCAGGACGACCAGGGGAACACGGCGCUGCACUACGCCGCAAUUUCGUCUCGAAACGACGUUAUCACAUUUUUGAUGGGCCAGGAAGACAUCAACGACUGUAUUGUCAACAAGCAGAUGAAGCAGCCCAUCGAGUGCUCCUCGAAUAUGGAAACGGUGCAGCUGCUUUCUGACCUCCGGACAAAAUUUGUGGAAAUCAAGGCAAACGAGCUGAGAAGCGCUUUUGAGACACGCAAGUUUGACGUGCUCGAUAGGCUAUUGAGCAAUCCACGGGUCAAAAACCUGCUGGACAUCAAUGGAACCGAUCCCGUCACGGGAGACACUGUUUUGCUGGAGUUUAUCAAGAAAGACGACAUCCAGAUGGUCAAGUUCAUUCUGGAACAUGGAGGGGAUCCGUUCAAACGGAGUCUCAAUGGCAAACUUCCUAUUGACUCUGCUGUGUCGUCCACGAUGAAGAAAUUGCUAAAAGAAUCGUGCAACCAUCAGACCAUGAUCGAUCCUACUAAUCAGAGCGGACAGCUUCACUCAGGUCCGCCAACAUUCAAGGGUUUUCUGAAGAAAUGGACCAAUUUUGCCGGCGGCUAUAAACUGAGAUGGUUCAUUCUGGACGCCGAAGGAAGACUCUCUUACUACACCUCUCCGAACGAUAUUUAUAAUUCCUGUCGUGGAAUGAUACAUCUUGCAAGCGCUCAGUUGCGCAUGGACAGCUCUGAAAAGUCCAAGUUCGAGAUCAUUAUCAAGAAGGGCAACAAGGCAUCUCUCAAAUGGCACCUCAAGGCCAAUCAUGUGAUAGAGACCAACAGAUGGGUCUGGGCGUUACAGAAUGCAAUACGCUAUGCAAAGGACCAGGAGCGACAGCAGCGUGCAAUUGCUGCGGAAGAACAGCAACGGGCCAAGAAGACCGCAAGAAAUAGAGAAAGCUUUGAGUCCACCAGGUCUAAUAGCACACAGAACAUUGGCAACCGCGGAUCGUACAAUGACCAGUCGCCAUCGCCAAUUACCGCCCACCAAAGAACGUUUUCUAACGCCUCUUCCGUGUCUUUGUCUUCGGACGACGAAGGGUCUGGCUCGCUGUCUUCUAGAGACAACAAAUCGUACAAGAAACCGAUGCGAAAACUUUCGAAGCUCGCCAAGAGAAACAAGGAUGCGUUUUCACUACCUGAAAUCAAAGAGAACGCCGAUCUGAAGCUGCCUGCAAAGAAAGACCGUUCGCCUUCGAUUGGAUCUUUUGGGUCUAGUGGGGAGGCGGGCAGUAAGAUUACGAUUUCUUCUGUGGCUGACGACGAACCGGAUACUGACCUUGAUGACGAGGAUAGCAGUGUCCAUACAACUCCCCGAGACAGCAGUAUUGCCGACGGUGAGGAUAUCAUUGCUUCGAACCUGAACAACUCGGAGCUUGCAGUGAGCAAGAACCAGAUGAUGAUCGAGCUGAAAUCUUUUGGCGAGUUUUUGACUGCUGCCGAAUCGGACGAAAGCGUUUCCAAGGGCCAGGUGAUUGAAGUGGCUAUGACGAUUCUUUCGAGUUUGACGAGUCUCUCAGAAACACAGUCUGAUCUCUUGAAAAAGUACGAGAGCAAGUUUGGCAAGAUUAUCGAGAGACAGCAGGAGAUCUCCAAGAUUUGGGAAAAUACUCUCAAACGUUUGGAACUGGAGAUGCAGUCGCGCGAGCAGAAAAUUGUGGAACUCGAAGAUAAGCUUCAUGCGAUCAAGAAAUCUUUAAAGAACAAUCCUGGAAUCAUACAGGCCGUCACUAAGGCCGCGCCAAACGACACGGUGAGAGAAAACAUUGUCAACGUCGAAAGCAAGAGCCCAGAACAGAUUAGACAAUUUUUGGCCGAAGAGGAGGAGUCUGAGGACGAAUUUUUCGAUGCCGAAGACGCUGGGCACGAAGAAGAAGUUGACGAGCAGGCCACCGGUGCAACCGAGUCCACGGCCGUUGCAGAUAGUUCUGAGGAAGACAGCAAGGGCCAUGUUGUUGUAAAUGGUUUUGAGUUGACAAGUCCAAAGCAGCUCGAACGACUUGAAAAAAUCAAGAAAGAGGAAACAUUCAAGGGCUAUGAGGAUCCGAUUAGGACCACGUUGAAGAAAGAAGACAAUAGACCUAAAAUCUCGCUGUGGAGUGUUCUGAAGUCCAUGGUGGGAAAAGACAUGACUAAGAUGACUUUGCCUGUUGUUUUUAAUGAGCCAACCUCGCUAUUGCAGAGAAGUGCCGAGGUGCUCGAAUACUGCUCGCUUCUAGACAAGGCCGCGACCAUCGACGAUUCUCCUACAAGAAUGAUUUACAUUGCUGCAUUUGCCGCUUCGGAGUAUGUUUCCACGGUGGGACGUAUUGCUAAGCCAUUCAAUCCGUUGCUAGGAGAGACUUUUGAGUAUGCUCGUCCGGACCAGGGGUACAGGCUGUUGGCCGAGCAAGUGAGUCAUCACCCUCCAAUCUCUGCACUUAUUGCAGAGGCUCCAUCGUGGUCUUAUUACGGAGAGUCUAAUGUGGAUACCAAAUUUUUGGGUCGCUCCUUUGACAUCAAACAUCUGGGUACGUGGUAUGUGGAUUUAUAUCCCGGAAAAGGUGUUGUGGACCAGAAGGGCCAGAGAGUGGACCACGAAACGUAUUCCUGGAAAAAGAUCAGGAACUCUGUCAUUGGUAUCAUUGUCGGAAAUCCAACUAUCGAUAACUAUGGGGAGAUGGAAAUUAGAAACCACACCACUGGUGACUAUAUGAGCUUCAAUUUCAAGCAACGAGGCUGGAGAGCUUCAAGCGCCGGUGAAGUCAAGGGUGAGAUCUACUCGAACGACGGUAAGCUGAAGUACACGAUCGGUGGUCAUUGGAACUCGAAGAUCUUCGCCAAGGAUGCUACCAAGCCUGAUGCACCGAAGUUCCUGGUGUGGGAAGCAAACGAGAGAACAGAGAUGAUGUUCCAUCUCACGAACUUUGCGGCCUCGUUGAACGCGCCUCAGCCUCAUCUUCUACCCGUUAUUGCCUGCACAGACACAAGAUUGCGCCCUGACCAGCGUGCAAUGGAAAAUGGAGAAUAUGACCUUGCCAGCUCUGAAAAGACGCGCGUGGAAAACAAACAGAGAGCUGCCCGGAAACAGCGCGAGCUGUCGGGCCAAAAAUAUGAGCCCUCCUUUUUCGUCCAGGCCAGACAUCCUGUCACGGGUGAGACCUACUGGAAGUACAAAGACAACUACUGGGUGCCUCGCAAAGAGGGAAAGCUGAGAAAUUAUAAAGACAUCUUUUAAUGGUUUUUCUGUAAUGAAUGCUGCGGAUCUAUCGUCUCUUUUCGUCUCUUUUCUGGGCUCUGUCGUAUAGCUCACGGGGGCCCUUGAGUUUAUGGUUUUGGAAUGCCGGCUGUUGAUAGUUUUCCUUGCCUACUCUGUUGGCAAGCUGCUGUCUGACUGCUGGCGGGAGCUGGUUCCCGAAGAGCUCUGUGAGGACUUUGUUGAGUUGCAAUCCGAGCAUGUAAUUGAACUCAUUUUUAUAGCCAUUUCUAAUUUCUUCAAACUUGAGAUUCAUAUUUUUGCAUUCUUCGUUGAGAGCGUCCUCAAACUUGACCAGCUUGCGUUCCUUAAGAAGCAGCUCUGUUUCGUGCUCGCGCAGCCGGUUCUCCCAUUGCGUCAUUUCCCACUCUUUUCUGAACAAUUUGAAAGAGGCGUCCUGUAGCAGUUGGUUGACGGUAGCGCGUUCCAUGGGGUCGACAAUAAGACAUGCGUUGAUGACCAUCUGUAGUCUAUGCGAGUAAUGGUCAGGGAUCGGCUGGAACGUGCCAGCCUUAAUUUUUUCCUGCAAUGCCAAGUGAGUCUUGGCCUGGAAGGGAGGACGUAGAGCACACAAUUCAUACAUGACGCAUCCGAGCGACCACACGUCGCAGACGGGGUCGUACGGUCUAUCCAUCAGCACCUCGGGAGACAUGUAGUAUGGUGUGCCCACAUAGGUCUUGGCAAACUCGUUUUCGUGUUGGAGCCACUUUGCAAGACCGAAAUCCCCCAGUUUGAUCGAAUACCCGUCCGACAAAAGGAAAAUGUUGUCUGGUUUGAUGUCGCGAUGAAUAAUCACCUGAUGGUCCACAGGUUUCGGUUCUAGUUCGGGAGACGACUGGAAAAGAUUGCUGACCGGCUCUAUCGACGUUCCAUAGUGACAUUUGUAAAGCGCAUUCAACACCUGGGUAAAUAUCUGCCAGAUCAGUGUUUCCGGUAUAAACUCGUUUCUCUCCUUGUACUUCUUUAUCAGCACCGAUAGAUCGCCUCCGUCGCAGUACUCCAUAUACAAAUGAACCUGGUGCUCAUCCUGGACAUGGUCAUGGUGGAGAUACUGCACAAUGUUGGGAUGUCUCAGUUCUCGUAGGAUCCUGAACUCGGUGCUAAGCUGGUGCUUCUCCUUGCUAUUCAUGGCCCCGUAUGAUAUUUCCUUGCGUACAAACACCUUUCCGUCAGCGACACGCCUUACUUUGCGCACACAUCCGAACGAGCCUCGUCCGAUGAGCUCCAACACUU